Molecule: messenger RNA, 351 nt
Organism: Fragaria vesca subsp. vesca
Lineage: Eukaryota; Viridiplantae; Streptophyta; Magnoliopsida; Rosales; Rosaceae
Exons: 2
Coding region: 1-351 (116 amino acids)
Biological process (GO): mitotic G2 DNA damage checkpoint signaling
Cellular component (GO): nucleus
Molecular function (GO): chromatin binding
Source: RefSeq, a predicted model, not a curated record
AUGUCCACCAUCUUCUACGCCGUUCAGUGCUGCCAAUGCUCCACCAUGCAGGUAAAGCAGAGGAAGCAGAGCAGUAAGAACAACAAGUGGACUUGUGUGGUCUGCAAUCAGAAGCAGUCUGCACGCAAGGUGUUCGCUGAAAGUACCAUGGCUCGAGACCUCCGCCCUUUCGUCCAAUCCUCCAACAUGUCUCGUCAAUUCACUCAAAAUCAACAGCAACACCACGAGCAUGCCCUUGUUUCUGAUGUUCAUGAGUGCCAUACCCAAAAGAAAAGACGAACUGAUUGGACCCAGUACCUGGAUGCCGAGGCCGAUCAGCGCAGCGAUAUGAAGCAAGGAGAUGAUGAAUGA